Molecule: messenger RNA, 363 nt
Organism: Mesorhabditis spiculigera
Lineage: Eukaryota; Metazoa; Nematoda; Chromadorea; Rhabditida; Rhabditidae
Source: the annotation of a GenBank genome assembly
AUGCCGCACGCGAUGAGGAUGUCGAUCUUCUUGCUGCUCAUCUUCUGCCUUCCCACCGAGGCGAAAGUCGUCUGUAUCUGCGAACCGGAGCCCUGCCAUCCCCCGUGCGAGGGAGACGCUUGCUAUCGACGUGAGCAGCGAACUAUAGGUCAAUUGGUAAAGCGAGAAGCUGGAUGCGCCGACAUGCAGUGUAAGGAAGAGAAAAAGGAUUCUACAGUGAUAAGUUGCGUGGUAUGCCACACGGAUUACUGCAACAAGAGGGAAACAACGGAGGGCCCGAGACAUGGACUUCCGAAAAACUCUUCGAAGCUUCGCUACACCGUCAUCUGGCUGCUCAUCCCCAUCGGCCUUAUCCUGUUCUUC